Messenger RNA from Trichomycterus rosablanca, 3606 nucleotides. RefSeq names its product collagen, type XXVIII, alpha 2b (gene col28a2b). Lineage: Eukaryota; Metazoa; Chordata; Actinopteri; Siluriformes; Trichomycteridae. The transcript is spliced from 35 exons. The record is from RefSeq and is a predicted model, not a curated record. Gene Ontology annotation, molecular function: serine-type endopeptidase inhibitor activity.
AUGAAGCUGUGUGUGCGAUGGCUGGUUCUGCUGGUCGUGCUGCAGUGUGUUUGGGCUCAGCAGGAGUUUUUGGAUAAAGAAAGAAGAAAAGCCAAGAAUAAAUCGCUCACCUACAGUUUUACAUCCGAGAACAACGCUCAGUCAUCCAUGAGCGAGGACUGCAGCCUUGACCUGGGUUUUUUGCUGGACAGCUCGGAAAGCGUGAAAGACAAUCACGGCCAGGAGAAACGCUUCAUGACCGACGUGAUCGAUCGGGCACGGGGCAUAAGCCUGCGGAGUGGGCGCGGUCUGCGCUUUAGAGCCGCCCUCCUUCAGUACAGCAGUCAUGUGAUCCACGAGCAGACCUUCAGCCAAUGGAACGCCGUGGCCAACUUCCAAUCCAAAAUCGCACCACUUAACUACAUCGGCCAGGGGACGUACGUGACGUAUGCCAUCGGCAACCUCACCCAGCUCUAUAUGCAAGAAUCAGGAGCGGGAAGUUUAAAAGUGGCCGUGCUGCUUUACGAUGGAGAGUCCCAUCCCAAAAACCCUGACCCGUACUCUGCUGUGGAUCUUGCCAGAAAGGAGGGGGUUCGUUUUUUCGUCGUUGGGGUCACCCCUGCUGCCAAGGAGGCAUCCAAAAUGGCACAUCUGGGCAGGUUGGCCAAUAAUAACCAAUACUUACAUAACCUUCAGGAUAAAGAUGUGGUGGAGAAGAUCAUCACAAAGCUGACUGAGUUGGCAGAUGAAGAGUGUCCACAGCAGAAGAAGUGUGUAUGUGAGAAAGGAGAGAGAGGACCGAGCGGACCAGUCGGUAAGAAGGGUCGGCCAGGAGACAAUGGGAGUCCAGGACCGAAGGGGCAGAAGGGAGAGAGCGGCAAUCAAGGAAUGGCGGGGCAGAAUGGGUUAGAGGGCAAACAAGGGAACCAAGGAGAGAAGGGUGAAAGAGGAGAGUGUGGCAUGCCCGGAGUAAAAGGAGACCGGGGUCCUGAAGGACCAGUGGGUAUCCGAGGCAGCAGAGGACUGCAGGGUUUGCCUGGACCGAAUGGAGACAUCGGGCCACAGGGACUACCAGGACCAAAAGGUGAAAGGGGUUUUUCUGGACCACCAGGACUUCAGGGUGAAAUUGGAAUAGGUCUUGCUGGACCCAAGGGUGAUAUGGGAUUUCAGGGCAGGCCUGGACCCCCCGGACCCCCUGGGCUUGGUGAAUCUGGGCCACCAGGGCCCCAGGGGCCACAGGGGGUCCAGGGUGAUAAAGGACCACCUGGAGAGGGCUUUCCUGGACCAAAGGGUGAGAGGGGCCCAGAUGGGCCAAGAGGUACAAGAGGGCCAAUGGGACCUGUAAUUAAAGGAGACAAGGGUGAUUUUGGUCCUCCUGGGUUACCUGGACCAAUUGGUCUUCCUGGACUGGGCAUACAAGGAGAAAAGGGAACUGAGGGGCCUCGUGGCCCCCCAGGAGUCAGGGGCCUACCAGGAGAAGGAUUUCCGGGAUCAAAGGGUGAUCAGGGGUUUCCAGGAGAUGCUGGAACACCAGGAGUGACUGGAACAGGAGAACCAGGACCAAAGGGUGAACCAGGAGCUCCAGGGUUCUCAGGAUUACCUGGCUUACCUGGAGAGGACGGAGCUCCAGGAGAAAAGGGCGAGCCCGGUUUUCCAGGUUUAAGAGGAGCAGAGGGAGUGCAGGGUGUUGGAGUACAAGGAGAAAAGGGAGAUCAGGGACAGAGGGGAAUCCGUGGACUAGCUGGACCUCCAGGUGUAUCUGGACCAUCAGGACCAAAGGGUGAACCGGGAACACAGGGGCGUCUCGGCUUACCAGGACCUCCGGGUCGUUCCAUACCUGGACCAAAGGGGGAUUCAGGUCCUUCAGGUCCACCAGGUCCUCUGGGUGAGACGGGAUAUGGACUUCCUGGACCGAAGGGUGAUCGAGGAGAUCCGGGUCCUCCUGGACCAUUUGGCCCAAAAGGAGAUGGUUACCCAGGCUCUCCAGGUCUUCCAGGGCUCACUGGCCUUACUGGAGAUCCUGGUCCAGAAGGACUGGGCCUGCCAGGACCAAAGGGUGAUAUUGGAUCCAGAGGGUUGCCAGGUCCACCAGGACCACCAGGAGAAGGAACACAGGGACCACCUGGUAACGGAGGAAGGCCAGGACCUCCGGGUUCAUCAGGUCCACCUGGACAAGGGAUACAAGGACCGAAGGGUGAACUUGGUCCUCAGGGUUUUCUCGGGCAGAGAGGACCUGCUGGAGAAGGUCUGCCAGGGACAAAGGGGGAUCGAGGUGAGAGGGGUGAGAGAGGUAUUAAAGGGCUUAAAGGUGACUUUGGAGAUCCUGGACAAGCAGGUCAACCAGGCAGACCGGGAAUCAAAGGAGAAACAGGACUGACGAGAGAAGACGUUAUCAGAAUAAUUAGAGAGGUUUGUGGUUGUGGGAUUAAGUGUACGGAGCGCCCCAUGGAGCUGGUGUUUGUGAUCGACAGCUCCGAGAGCGUCGGCCCUGAGAACUUUGAGAUCGUGAAGGACUUCGUAAUGGCGCUGGUGGACCGAAUGACCGUAGGUAACAGUGCCACCCGGGUCGGCCUAGUGCAUUACAGCCUGGAAGCUCGGCUGGAGUUCGACCUCACCAGAUACGCCACUAAACAAGACGUCAAACACGCUGUGCGUCGGAUGACCUACGUGGGUGAGGGCACUCACACGGCCAAGGCCAUCCACAAAGCUAGGGUGGAAGCCCUCCGCAGCGCCCGCCCUGGGGUCUCCAAGGUCAUUGUUGUCAUCACGGAUGGACAGACGGACGAGCGUGAACCCCUGAAGCUGGAAACCGCUGUUAGAGAUGCACAUAAUGCUAAUGUGGAGAUGUUCGCGCUGGGUAUCGUGAACGCCAGCGAUCCAGCACAGGCUGAAUUUCUGCGAGAGCUCAACCUCAUCGCAUCAGAUCCUGACAGCGAGCACGUGUUCCUGAUCGAUGACUUCAAUACUCUCCCAGCUCUGGAAUCCAAACUAGUCAGUCGGUUAUGUGAGGAUGAGAACGGGGACCUUGUCGUCAACCGCAUCAACGCCAACGGAUACGGUAACCAUGCCAACCGCAUCAACAGCUUCCACAGUGGAAUGGAUGUCAGCACAAACCGCGUUAUUACCUACAAUGGAUAUCAGGAAGAAGACAGUAGGAACACUAGAACUCAUACCAAUAUACACACCGGAACUCAUUCAGGAACCCAUACUGGAAGACACAGUGGAACCCAAUCUGGUUCACACACCAUAACAUACAGUCAUGGAGGCGGAAGAGGAGACAGCCUUCCCAUGCCAACUAUAGGGGUCCCUGUGGACAGUGAGCGUACACACACCAGCCCGAAGCACAACACCAGUCAUGUUUCAUCACACAACAGAACAUCUGCACACAGAAGACCUACAGCCGCACUACGACCUCCGUUACCUAAAGAAACUGUUCCUCUGGACCCGCGCUGCGAGCUGACCCUGGAUCAGGGGACGUGUCGGGAUUAUAGCAUCCGCUGGUACUACGAUCGUAAUGCCAAUGCCUGUGCUCAGUUCUGGUACGGAGGUUGUCAGGGCAAUCACAAUCGCUUUGACACGGAAGAUGAGUGUAAGAAAACCUGCGUGGUGCCAUGAACAGGAGGAUGA